UAGAACGUGUUAAAAUAAUGUAUUCAGAGAUUUAAAAAAAAUAAAGCAACUAUCAUUACAGGCCAUAUUCCAGAUGUAAUCCAAUGUUCACAUAAUUCGGCGACGAUAAACGUACUUGAUAGUAUGACCUACUUCAAUAAGGCGGCUAUGAAAUCAAGAGAGAAGCGUGUUUAGCUUCAAAAAAUAAAAAAUAAAAAACCUUCCAUUGGCUGUGACGUCAUCGCAGACACACUGUUGCCAUGGACACCGAUUGCCAACAACGUUCAACGCUUCAUCCACAAUUUCUAACAGUAACCGGACAAAAAGCAGAUGGAGACUCUGUCAAUUUCAGAAAGUGAGGAGAAAGAGGUCAGAGAGGAGGGAGAAGACGAUGGCAACGCAAAGCCGGCUGAGCUGGAGGAGAUUCUAUGUAACAUCCAUGUUGCUGAGAUUCCUGAAGUCCCCCACCACAGCUGGACCAAAGACGUGGACUUGUCUCAAUGUCCCACCUCCUACAAGGUGAACUCCACCCAGGAAAUCAGGCUAUUAGCCAUCACAGAUAACUUUUGCUCUCAGUACGCACACAUUUACCCUGACCACAAACCCCUGCUGCUCUGCCCUCUCAAUGAAUGUGGCAUUAAUAAAUUUGUGUCCACAACGCUGAGACCCACAAUGCUCCCCCACUCGGAGCUGUAUAGCUGGGAGGGCUGUGCCUCCUUUGUAGCCGACUACCUGGUCCUGGAACCCCUGGAGCCACCAGUUGACCUGCCCAGGUACCUGUUCUCGCCCACAUUUACACUACAAAUCCGGAGGGGCACGUGUUUCGACUUUGCUACUCUGCUCUGUAGCCUUCUGCUUGGGGCCGGUUUCAACUCCUACUGUGUCAAUGGCUAUGCAGUCGAAGAGAUGUGUCUGCUAAAUCAGAGACUGGAUGAGUGCCCCCUGCUGGCCACUGAAGUCAAGGAUAUAAAAGAAGAGCAGAGGCCAAAUGUGAAGAAAUAUGCUGUGAAGCCUUCUACGGCACUAUACAGCAGAUUUGAUAGGAGUCAGGAGGAAGCUAAGCAGAAGAAGGCCCAGGCUGCAUCACUGAAAAAACAACUGGAGGCUCAGCAACUGCAGGAGAAGAGUGAACGACCACCACCAGAUCCUUUGCGGGGCUUACGGGUACACUGUUGGUUGCUGGUCAUGUCAGGGAGCCGGGGAGUCCCACAGCACUUCUUCAUUGACCCUCUAACUGGGAAGAGCUACUCCACCACUGAUGAGAAUUUCCUGGGCAUUGAGAGCAUCUGGAACCAGCACAACUACUGGGUCAACAUACAGGACUGCAGUUACAGCUGUGCUAAUAUGGUAUAUGACCUGGAAGAUGCUGGGAUGUGGGAGUCUGUAUUGUAUGAUACAGCCAAUCAGAUGCUGUUGCUCAGCUCGACGAUGAAGGGAGAGCCAGGGUUGGCCCUUACUGAUGAGGAGGAGGAGGAGGCAGAGGAGCCCCAGGUGUUUGAGAUGCCCCAGUCCUGGGUCAGCAUGAUCACCUUGUCCAAACAGGAAAUGGAAAGUCGUUGGCCAGGGGGAGUAAAGGUGACCCAGUACUGUCAAGCCAAACUAGAGAGAUUUGCCCCCUACUUGCUACCAGAUGGCCUCGUCACACAGCUCACCACAUACCAAGACCUGGAAUGCACUGAGGUAACCAUGGUAAAGGAGUGGUACCAACACAGGCAUGACCAUCUGCAGGAGAGGCAGCUCAAUAAGAGCACCAAUGUCACCACAGAAUACUUCAGACCCGGACACAGCUUCCACCUUCAAUCCCAUAGGUACCGAACUAUGAUCCCUGAGACAAUGCGUGAGAUGGAGUUUUACAGCAAUGCACGUGCUGAUGGGCUGGUGCAGAGGCUAGAGCUACCAGGAGAGAUGACAGAGACCUUCCAGGACCGAGAUGAUUUCCUCUACUGUCGUCAUGUUGUCUUUGGUCACAGUGUCCAAGUUUUUGGGCAAAGGGAGAACCAUGAGGCAGGCAACCGACUGCUUCAGAAAGUGGUGGAACAUUUCCACAGAAACAGGUCCAAGCCAGCCAGCAAGGAUGUGGCAGAGCGAGCAUUCAUACUGACCGAAAACCGUAUUGAGGUGAUAUAUCAUUUAGAAGAUGAUUGCAUCAUCCCUGCAUCGAGGAACUUUCUCAAACUGCAAGAAUCUCCAGGUACCCUACGUACAGAAAACUUCUCACCUAGAAUGGUGUCCAGCUUCCAGGCGGAUCCAAUGGCAAAGCCUUGUAAGAACCUGGAUCUAUAUAAGAUGCUGGUGGCCCUCAUGAAGGAGGAAGAGAAGGUUGUUCUCAGAAUCAAAGACUCCGACAGAGAGGUGAGAGGUAUUCUAGCCUCCAGAGAGCAGGAGGAGAGUUCAUUUGAGCCUUAUGUCUCCAUAUAUGACACAGCCCGCCAUGAGAGGGCCCGCCUCCAUGAGGAGAACACCCAGCAUGUACCUGCAGAGGAGAGACGGUGUGAGGAGGAGAAGCAGGACAGCCUGGCUCCCUUCCUGGUCCAGCUGGGGAACCCAGAGACUCUGACGCCAGCACACGCUGCUCAGCUCUACCGAGACUGUCUGGCCUGCUUCAAACACAGACUCGUAAAGAGGGCCAACCUCAUACAAACCCAAUAUGAAAAAGAGAUACAGAAGCUGCAGCAGAAACAACAGUGGUACCAACAGAACCAGCUGACUAUGACCAAUGAUGAGGAAGAUGAGUAUCUUGCUUAUUGUUCUGAGACUAUGUUCAGAAUACGUGUCCUCAACCUUCACCUCACCAGACACAAGAACAGUGCUCCGCGAAAAUACCUGUCUUUGGACGAACAGCUGAAGCGAGACCCCCGUUUAGCCCCUCACCUGGUCUCAUGAGCCAGUCGCAGCUUCUCCACAAACACCACUCCCAUCUUGUCACUCGAGCACGACCAUAAUGCAGGAUGCUUCUUCCAGAAAAUAACAACUUCACUAGGACAGUGUAGUGAAGGAGAGGGUGUUGAAUGAGGCAGACUGGAUGUAGCGUUAGAUUUGUCUUACCUGUUAUGGGCAGUACAUUUAUUCUGAAGUCCAACAGAUUUGACAAAUAGAUCAUAUCCAUGCACAAUUUGUGAUGAAUUUAAAUGAUUAUAUCCAAAAAUGUCUUUUGAGAAUAGAAAUUUUAAAAUGUUCUUUUAUUACUUAAUUGAUAGUUUUUGUCUAUUGCAGUUUGUCAAAGGUCCACACCAUUCAUACAAAGCAUGUGGAAUUUAAACAGAAAGGUCUGUUAACACUUCACGUCUUUAUUUGUCUACAUCAUAACACAUUAAUGUGUUUAAAAUGUUCUGAGGUCUUUGAAAAGUCUCCACAUCCAGUUCAUGCUUUUUGUACUUUAUCUACUCCACUGAUGAAGAACAAUCAAUAUACUUCAGUAAAAGUGCUAAAAUUACAAAGGAUGCACCUACUAGAAUUUAUUCAAUACAUUCUGCUGUUUGAGUGUUUGCAUUCUUUUUUUUAGAAUUUUCUCUUUCUCACCAAGUACUUGGUCAAUAACCCCACUCUUCCGAGCCGUCCCGGUCGCUGCUCCACCACCUCUGCCGAUCUGGGGAGGGCAGCAGACUACCACAUGCCUCCUCCGAUACAUGUGGAGUCGCCAGCCGCUUCUUUUCACUUGACAGUGAGGAGUUUUACCAGGGGGACGUAGCGCAUGGGAGGAUCACGCUAUUCCCCACAGUUCCCCCUCACCCCGAACAACCAGAGGAGGCGCUAGUGCAGCGACCAGGACAUAUACCCACAUCUGGCUUCUCACCCGCAGACAAAGCCAACUGUGUCUGUAGGGAUGCCCAGCCAAGCCGGAGGCAACACGGGCAUUCGAACCAGUAAUCCCUGUGUCUGUAGGCAACAGAAUAGACCACCACGCCACCUGGACGCCCAGAGGCGGACACUUUUUGAUGGAUUUCGUUGGCGCCCUUCAUACCAAAUUUUUACGAGUGCUAAUUUGGAGGAGCACGGUCACCCGAGGUCCUGCCCACCACCAUAAUGACUGGGUUCUUUGAAACAGAAAAAACCCGGGUCGUUAUGCCACUGUAUUGCUUUUAAGUAUGUCCUGCUUUUGUAUGUUUAGAAGUAUGCCCUGUGUACUCGCCUCACAGAAUGCCUUAUUCCAUUAUCCAGCAAAAUAAACAC
Messenger RNA from Lampris incognitus (smalleye Pacific opah), 4149 nucleotides. It is a transcript of the gene drc7, whose product is annotated as coiled-coil domain containing 135. Gene Ontology annotation, cellular component: motile cilium. The record is from RefSeq and is a predicted model, not a curated record. Gene Ontology annotation, biological process: flagellated sperm motility. The transcript is spliced from 18 exons. Lineage: Eukaryota; Metazoa; Chordata; Actinopteri; Lampriformes; Lampridae. The coding region runs from base 310 to 2862 and encodes 850 amino acids.